AUGGAUCCCGCUGUCCUUCGUGAUCGUCGCCGUCUUUGGUACACUACCUACCAGUUCGACCGUUUUCUCAGCAUCACGCUGGGCCGCCCGUUUGGCAUAAUCGACGAGAGCAUACGGGUAGAGCUCCCAAACCCAUGGGUGACAAUUGCCACCUGCCGCCCAGUUGAUGAACUGUCGCCGGAUGACAAAUUUGGCAUUCACAGCCAACGCGCCCUGAAUCACCUCUUUAAGAUGACCCACCUCGAGUCCGAAAUCAUGCACGUGCAGCACUCUCAAUCGUGGUCGGUUAAGAUUGCUUACCCGCGCGCCAACUACGCGGUCUGGUUGCAAGACGUAGGACCUCGCUUGCAAGAGUGGUACACAACGAUACCGGAAAUUAACAAGGCUCACCCACUAUCCAUUUUCGCUUGCCAAGCGUACUGGGACACCGUCUACAACAACGCAAUUCUCCUCCUGCACCGACCGAAUUCUAUGGUGUCUCAAGUAUCUGCGGAGAGUUUGGUGAUCUCUUUUGACGCAAGCUGCAAGAUGAUUAACAAUAUAAAACUGCUGCAGCGCGAUGGGCGCGUCGACGUGCUCUGGCGUGCUGUCCAUCAACUGUUCAUGGCCGGCCUGAGCGUCAUCUACUGUCUCUGGCACUCAAAAGAUAUUCGCGACAGCCUUUCGACAGGCAGCUGCAUCCAAACGCUUCAGUCGUGUGCAUCAACACUCUUCGCAAUGUCCGAGACAUUGCAUGGCGCUGCCGGGUGUCGCGAUGUGUUUGACACACUCUCGUCGGCAACAAUCAAUUGGCUGAUUACCUACGAUGCCGAAAAGGUGCAGCAGAGCCGCCAGCAGUUUGAGCAACAACUAAACGACUUGCUCCAGAACGUGCAGCCCUCCAAGCGGGUUAUGCCAUCCGUGGAAGACGGUGUGGGUGGAGGUACCGCCAUGUCAGCCAUGACUGACUGCUUUGCGUUCAGUGAGCUUUUAAGUUCAGCCGCACAGUGGCCGGAGCUCCAGGGGAUGGUUCUGGGUAUGGACAAUGUGUAUCACGACCUGGCAUGA
This is a messenger RNA of Sporothrix brasiliensis 5110, 1047 nucleotides long. RefSeq lists its product as uncharacterized. The transcript has a single exon. The record is from RefSeq and is a predicted model, not a curated record. The coding region runs from base 1 to 1047 and encodes 348 amino acids. NCBI's taxonomy places the organism in Eukaryota, Fungi, Ascomycota, Sordariomycetes, Ophiostomatales, Ophiostomataceae. Gene Ontology annotation, molecular function: sequence-specific DNA binding; DNA-binding transcription factor activity, RNA polymerase II-specific; zinc ion binding. Gene Ontology annotation, biological process: DNA-templated transcription; positive regulation of transcription by RNA polymerase II.